AUGGAAAAGGGGAAGAAAGCAGGGGUAUCGAAAGAUACCUCUGCCAAUUCAUCAGGUGAUGCCAAUGUGGUGCCAUCAGCGGUACACAAAUUCACCGCAACAUCAUCAGGCCAUCAGUCUGAUAGUCAAUUUACAACAACAAAUGUUAAGAGGAAGCUCAAGCCUAACCUUGUGGAAAGGAACAAUGCUGCUAAGCGCGGAGCGAUGCGACAAGGCGUGCAGCAAAAAAAACAACAAGAGGUGACGUCACAAAGCGAGUCGUCAGACGGUGACAUCGACUACGUCUCCGAAGGUGGAGAGGGGCACUAUAGGUCACCUAAAAAUAAAAAUAAAAAUAGGUUCUCAAGCCUAGCGCCGCCAGAGCAGCCUAAAGAAAGGGAGAUGGAGGUGACUGAAGCCCCCAACGACAACGAAGCCGAUGAAGCGGAGCUGGCACAAGUGCUGCAGGCAAAAAAGCAGCAAAUAGAUGCCUAUGAGGACCAGCUAAAAAAACUGAAGGAAGAGAUGGAGCCCCUUCUCAGUGCACUGAAAGCCAAAAUCGAAGCGCGCCGACAAAAAGAGGCAGCUGAGAAGGAGGAAAAACAGCAACAACAAAAGCCCGCUACCAAAAUCACUGGGGCGGAGCAAAAAAUGAAGGCUUUACCAGCAGGGACAGGCCCAAUGCCUGAGGGCCCAUCCACCUCGAGUAAGGCCAAGCAGCAGCAACAACAAGAGCUACAAGCAAGGCAGCAGCAGCAGCAGAAACACUACAGUUCGAAGAUCCAACGAAAUAACAUGAGCCCCCGAAUUCAAAAUCGCCAGACUAAAGGAUCCCACGACCCGUCAAAUAUUCAGGGAACACCGGUCUCACGAAAUGAGAACAAUCAGCAGCACAGUACAUGGCGACAUCGAACACCUGUGAAAAAUGUUUUCAUUUCAGGUGCUGACAGAAUAGUCGUUCGAAAAGAAGGAAGCAAUAACAACAGUUAA
Messenger RNA from Eupeodes corollae, 969 nucleotides. RefSeq lists its product as uncharacterized. The record is from RefSeq and is a predicted model, not a curated record. The transcript has 3 exons. Bases 1 to 969 code for a protein of 322 amino acids. NCBI's taxonomy places the organism in Eukaryota, Metazoa, Arthropoda, Insecta, Diptera, Syrphidae.